AUGGCAGCAUUGCUAACGAAAUCUGUAGAAUAUCAAUUCGCGGAACUUUGUCUAAUUAAACAAGAGAUGGCGAAUGCUAUUUUCUUUUACCCACUAGCAGUCAUCGUGGUGCCUAGUUUUGCACUGCACAUUGCUACAUUCUUUCACAUUGUCAAGGUCUCUCAAUCCGAGUCCAUAUCAUCCCAAGGGAGCACCAAACUUUCUGAAUUCAUAACUGAAAAACACGUCUUAACUGCCGUGAAAAUUCAAUGGCGCGCCUUAUUGCUCGCCGUUGUCUUAGUAGCUACUGUGAUCACCUACUGGCUAUUCUACUUUAUCGAAUUGCGUGACAUUACCAACGGUCCCAGAAAUAAAAAUUUCCUUGUUGACUGGCUAAUAUGCAUUCAAUCGAACCGUGGGCAGAACGAGUGUUCAAAGAUUGCUGAUGGGUAUAUGCCAUCCCUUGGACUUCUAUUGAUGGCAGAGUUCUUGGCAAGUCUUAUUGGGAUUUGGUUGUUGGCCAUAUUUUCGAACUCUGCUAUGUGGAAUGGGUGGUCACGGUGGUUUGGCGAGAAGCUCAGAACCAGGCCGAAGAUUGAAGCGCCAGAACAGUUUCUUGCCAUAUAA
Acaulospora colombiana is the source of this 606-nucleotide messenger RNA. The record is from the annotation of a GenBank genome assembly. Lineage: Eukaryota; Fungi; Glomeromycota; Glomeromycetes; Diversisporales; Acaulosporaceae.